This is a messenger RNA of Rhagoletis zephyria (snowberry fruit fly), 1233 nucleotides long. The record is from RefSeq and is a predicted model, not a curated record. Lineage: Eukaryota; Metazoa; Arthropoda; Insecta; Diptera; Tephritidae.
AUGGAGAACUCUCGCCUGAAUUCGCUCAAGUCGUGGGCUGGUAUCAUCGAAACCAUUGUACCGAAUCCCUUUGAGAACGUCGAGGUGGAGGAAAAGUGGAAGAGGAAUCCCUGGAAGUUGCGCAUGUUGGACUACUUCAAUCCGAGUCGGCCGGAGAACAUUUCCGAGGAGACCUCAGCGAGUGGCCAGGUUUCAGCAGUAGUGAAGGACAUUGGUCUACCACGCGAGAUGAGCAUCAAAACGCAGCACUUCAAGGCAAACUUGUGGCUCUCGGAGGAGUUUCCCCUCAGCCUGCCCGAGCAGAUACUGCCAAUUGUCGAUCUGAUGGCCAUCAGCAGUUCUCACUUUGCAAAGCUGCGCGACUUUAUUGCCGCCAAGAUUCCAGUUGGCUUUCCAGUGAAGAUUGAAAUACCACUCUUUCACCUGCUCAACGCCCGCAUCACCUUUGGAAACAUCUUUGCCACCUCUGAGGCGGUGCACGGCGUGAUGACGGUGCCUGAGGACAGCGAGUCUGACCCGCCGCGCUACCGGUGCUCCGUGGAUGAGUCCUGCUUUGAGCCACCGGCCGACUAUGUGGUCAUUGGCGGCGAUGGCGAGGAAGGGCUCACUGACGGCGGAGGAAACGGUGUCGCCGGUGCUGGCGGUGGCUUUGAUGAUGAGGACCAGUUUGCCUAUUCGGACGCCUGGGAGCAGUACUUCAACGGCGCCCCGGGACAACAGGUGGCCAACGGGGAGAGCGGCACUGAGCAGGUGACCUUUAUGGAUGCGCUGAGGACGAACCAGGCGGAGGUGGAUCCACAACUGCAGAAGAGCANGGUUUUUAGAGCAAUUCAACUGAGCCUUCUCGAGUACCAGAAGGAGCAGUCGGGCAAGCAGGAGUCGGCUAAUGGAAGUGCUGAUAGUACUGCUGAAAAAACUGGCUCCUCAUCGGUGCUGCAAUCAGCGUCGGCGGUUGCGCAGUCCAUACUGAAGACUAUUCACAAUCAUGCCAAUGGCACCGUGGAUGAGGCAGCGACUGAAGAGGCGGGUGGAAAGGGUAAAGCAGCGACGGAAACUAAUGGAGCUGAGGGCAAAGCGACCACGACGGUUAAGAGCAGCUCACGGCUAAGCGACGAAGCUCUCCAGCGGACGAUCGAGGCAAGUCGACUGGAGGCGGAAGCAGAGGCGAAGCGACGCACCGAGGAAGAAGAGAUGCUUAAGAAGGUGCUCGAGUUGAGCAUGACUGAAAAGUGA